This is a messenger RNA of Penicillium waksmanii, 774 nucleotides long. RefSeq lists its product as uncharacterized. The coding region runs from base 1 to 774 and encodes 257 amino acids. The transcript has 2 exons. NCBI's taxonomy places the organism in Eukaryota, Fungi, Ascomycota, Eurotiomycetes, Eurotiales, Aspergillaceae. The record is from RefSeq and is a predicted model, not a curated record.
AUGCACAUUUCAACGACGAUCUGGAUGCUCGCUGCCUGUCUGGGGACUGUGAUCAACGCUUCUGAUGUACUAGAAGUGAAUCUGGUUUUUCCGCGCAAUGAAACAUAUGGGCCCAACGAAACGUUCCCUAUUGUCUUUGCGUUCAAGAAUUCCGAGCGCGUGAGACACCUAAACCCCUUAAUCAGUUACAGUUUAAGGGACGAGGAUGGCGGCAAAGUCUACACCAUGUGGCAUGAACUCUACUGGGUAAACUGGACAGACCAGGAAACCUAUUUUGCCCACAGAUUCGCCGACUCCGGAUCCUUGAAUACCGAGGGUCUUGCAACGUGGAAUCCCCCCGAUUACGGCAACGAGGUGAUCAGAAACACCACUACUAAGAGAACCAUGUUCACUAUCAGCAACUCCGCCCCAAAGCUGGACCCCGUUGCUGCUACGGCCAACAAGACAUGUACCGGGCAACCAGGCGUUGCGAUCAAUGUGACCGACAAAACCAAGUUCAUCAGCAGCGCACUUUGGGAGGGCGGUAAAUACACCAACCAUACAUGCGCCGUUGUGGCAGCCUCCCCGACUCCUUCAACGAAUCCCUGUCGGACUCAAAUUGACAAGACCACUCUCGCCAGCAUGGAGGCCUCUAGAUUGGCCAGGUACUGCGAUCUUUAUCUUAACGAGCCAGCCGAGUGCCCGGAUAAGAAGAGUGCCGCACAACCAUUGGCGGUGGCGGGUCUCUCCUGCUUGCUAGUCCUUACUGGGGCGUUGGGCUUCUUUCUUGUGUGA